Molecule: messenger RNA, 1392 nt
Organism: Funneliformis mosseae
Lineage: Eukaryota; Fungi; Glomeromycota; Glomeromycetes; Glomerales; Glomeraceae
Source: the annotation of a GenBank genome assembly
AUGUCUAAACGAAUGCUCUUCUUGAUGUCAAUAACAUUAUUAACGUUAAAUACUGUAAAUGCAUUUCGUGGACAAGGAAUGCUCUUCCUUGAAUCGGAUUUCAAGGCGUGCGGAGAAAGUGAUGGGGAUAAAGACAUGUUUUGUGCAUUAAAUAGUGCUCAAUUUAAUGACUGUGGCAAACUUAUUAAAAUAAAAGGACCAAAAGGAAAUGCCAUAGUAAAAGUAAAAUAUGAAUGCCCGACAUGUUCUUUUGGUGAUUUGGGCUUGUCACCCGAAGUUUUGAGUAAAAUUGCUAAUCCUGAUGAUAAUGAAAUACCCAUUACUUGGUCAUUCAUAGGUGAAAGUGAUGGGUUUAUUCAUGGACAUAGAAAUGUACCAAAAGUUGUCCCUAGAGCAGAAGAACCUGCACCUGAGGCUCCAAAAGACGAACCUAAAACGGAAGAAAAGGAAGCUCCAAAGGAAGAACCUAAAGAAACGGAUGAAAAAGAGGCACCAAAGGAAGAACCUAAAGAAACGGAUGAAAAAGAGGCACCAAAGGACGAACCUAAAGAAACGGAUGAAAAGGAAGCUCCAAAGGAAGAACCUAAAGAAUCGGAAGAAAAGGAAGAUCCAAAGGACGAACCUAAAGAAAAGGAAGUAAAAGAAGCUCCAAAGGAAGAACCUAAAGAAAAGGAAGAUCCAAAGGACGAACCUAAAGAAAAGGAAGCAAAAGAAGCUCCAAAGAAAGAACCUAAAGAAAAAGAAACUCCAAAGGAAGAACCUAAAGAAACGAAAGAAAAAACUCCAAAGGAUACACCUAAAGAAAAUGAAGCACCCAAGAAAGCGCCAAAAGAAAAAGAAACAACUAAGAAAGCGCCAAAAAAAGCACCUAUACAAAAUCCUAAAGUCAUAGAAAAACCAAAAGGAAUUAAGGUAGCACAAGAAAAGAUAGGUAUUACACCGGUUAAAGUAAAAAAUAAUCCAAAAGUAGCGAAAGGUUUAGGAACAGGUGGUAAAAGCGCACAAUUAGUAGAUGAUAAUAAAUCAACAUUAAAAUUUGGUAAAGAAAAAGAGAAAAAAGCAAAUAACGUUUCUACAAAAUUUGGUGCCGGUGAUCCCAAUGUUUUUAUAGCAAAUAACGCAUCAAACCAUACAUCUACUAAUGAUGAGGAUCCAAAUAUCGAUGAUGACGAAGACGACGAUAGCAGGGUUAUUCCAGCUACUCCAACUACUACUGAUCAAGUAUUAAAUGAAAAUAAUAAUGACCAAAUUCAAAACGAAAUUAAUAUUAAUAAACAGUUACAAUCUCAAAAUCAUCAAGACAGUUCCAAUUCGAUGAUGAAAUUAGAACUGUUUAGUAAUAAAUUCACUUUUAUUACUGUUUUAUUAGCCGUUACUUAUUUAUUCGAUUAA